This is a messenger RNA of Paramecium tetraurelia, 2400 nucleotides long. RefSeq lists its product as uncharacterized. The record is from RefSeq and is a predicted model, not a curated record. NCBI's taxonomy places the organism in Eukaryota, Ciliophora, Oligohymenophorea, Peniculida, Parameciidae. The transcript is spliced from 8 exons.
AUGAAAUAAACAGAGACAUCAUCACUAGAAACAACAAUAGAUGAGCCAAGGGCAGGUAAAAGAAAGAUUGAAAAUGCGUAUUUUUUAAUUUAAACUGAAAUGAAAUAUAAUCCAAAUCUAUAUGCACCAAUUGCAAUAUUGCUUGGAAUAUGCUUAUUAUUUAAUAGAAAGAAAAACGAGACUACAUAAGCCUAUGUAGGUUAUGCAUGCAUCAUUGGAGGAUUUAGUUGGUUUGCUUACUCUUCAAAAGCCCUGCUCCUCAUGAUGUAUCAAAAAUUUAUUUAAGAAGAAGUUAAUAUCCAGAUUCAAUAAUAAACUAAAUCAAUUUAGAAAAAUUAAUCAAAGAAAAAACAAUAGAAUAAGAACGAGAAUCUCGUUAAGACUCCACCAUAAUAAUAAACAACUUAAGAGCCUGAGAUGCCAUAAUAAUCGAAGGAGAAUGAAGUGCAGAAGGUAGUGGUCAAGAAAGGAAGCUAAAAGUUAGCAAAUUAAGAAAAGUAGACUAAGCCAAAGGAGGAGGUAGCAUAAAAUAAAGUCAAAAAUACAAAUAUUCCUUAAGCACAAUCAACCUAAGCAAAGAAAGAGAAUAAAUAAUAGAAGAUUAAAUAACCAUUAUUAGUGCAAUAAGAUAAUGAUGAUAAUGACGAUGAAUGGGUUGAAGUUGGCAACAAAAAGAAAUAGGUGAUUAGACCAUAAAAAAAGGAGGAGGAAGUACAAGUUUAAUAAUAAAAUCAACAACCUUAGAAGAAUCAAGUAAUUUAAUAGUAACCAAGUAAGCCAUCAGUCUAAACUAAUAAAUAAGAUCCUCCUAAGGUUGAGUCUACUGAAUCCAGUAAGAAUUAGAGUAGAAAAGAAAAGAAAUAGAAAUAGAAGGUUGAAGAACCAGUUGAAGAAGAUGAUGAUGAAUGGGAUACAGUUGAAAAGAAAUAACCAAAGAAAAAGGAUAGAGCUUAAGGUGAUGAGCAAACUGACUAUAACAAUUAAUAGAAUAGUAGAGGGUUGUUUACUAAGGACGAAUAUAGAAAAUUGAAGGAUUAUUAAAAACAAAUAGAGGAGGCAUACAAGCAGAGAAUACAAUAAAUAGAUGACAUCCAUCAUCUUAAAAAGAUCUCUAAGUUGACACAAUAUGAGAUUAAGAAUGCUGAUCAAGUCCUCAAUACUUAGAAUGUGGUCUCAAUUCCAGAAAUUGAUUUGAAAAUACCUGAUGUUUAACCAAAACAGUAUUCAAGAGAGGAAAUCGACAAAUUAGUGUAAGCUAAGAUGCCUAAGCCUAAAAAUGUUGUAUCGAAUGAUGUAUUCGUUGAGAAAUCAGAGCCAAUUCAAGUUUAACCAAAAAAAAGUUAAUAAGCUGAUCCCAUAGUCUUGAAGUCAAAAUUAACGCUGUUUAAACCAUUACAAUAGGAAUAGAAAUAGAAGGAAUAAUUAAUAUAUACAGAUCCCUCGAUCAGUUUUAUUGUUAAUAAGGAUAAAUAGAGACCAUUCUUCUCUGGUCAAAUAGAGUUACCUGCCAAUACAACCGGAAAGGAUUUGUUUGGGAGAGUCAAAAAAUAUAGAAGACCAACCUAGGUGAAGAAGUUGUCUGAGAUAAAGCAGUCUAAUUAAUAAUUUAUAGCAGAUGGCAACGAUAACUUUGAGCCUAUUCUUUAGGAUCUAGGGAAAGCAGUCUUGCCUGGAUACAAAACGCUGGAUGAAGAAGGCAGAAUAAAAUUGAUAAGGGAUUCAGUGCAAGUUCAAUAUAGACAAGACGCUGAGAACCUUUUGGAGGAGGAAACUGUGGAGUUAAUUUUAAGAGGAAGCAGAGAAAUCAUCCAUCAGGAAUACAUUUAACUUGUUAAUAAGUUCAGAGAGCUUAGGAGAAAGAGUUUGCAGGAAAGAAAAUACGAAGAAUACAUCAGUAUAAUCAAGGAGAUGGAUGAAGAGAUCUAUUAGUUAUCGACGAGGGGGACUCACAUUAUCAUGUAGUCUUUGAAUAUUAGUGAGGAGGAUUAUCAUAAGUCUUUCUUAUUUUACUCUUAGCAACCAGAAUUUGUUUCGCAGUUGGCAUUCUUUGAUUAGAAUCUGAAGGAGAUCCUGCCUGCUAAAUUUGCACUCAAUAAAAAAUAGGGAAUUGAAUUGAUUAGAUUUAAGAUUGAUGUAAUUGAGCAUCACGAAUCGAAUCAACAAUUCAAUUCUGUGAUGAAGAUAUUUCAUAGUUAGGAGGAUGGUGACAACAAGGAAAUCAUGGCGAUCCUCUUGAAUUCAUUGAUUGACGACAUUAUUUAUCAGAAGUAUGGGUAUGAGGAGGAGGACAAGAUUCGAUUUAUGAAGUAAUUUGAUAAGGAUUCGGAGAUCCAAGGACUGUAGAUGAGGUUGGAGCACUUGGUGGAGAAGGUGUAAGGAGCCUAGCAAGUUGAGUAUUGA